Messenger RNA from Chenopodium quinoa (quinoa), 510 nucleotides. Its product is annotated as small heat shock protein, chloroplastic-like. Lineage: Eukaryota; Viridiplantae; Streptophyta; Magnoliopsida; Caryophyllales; Amaranthaceae. Bases 1 to 510 code for a protein of 169 amino acids. The transcript is spliced from 2 exons. The record is from RefSeq and is a predicted model, not a curated record. Gene Ontology annotation, biological process: response to heat.
AUGUUAACAUGCACUGCUGCUUCAACUCCAGUGGCGAACCGGGCCUCAACAAGCCCAUUACCAUUUGGGUUGGGCCCACGUUCUGGGCUUUCGAUGAUACUAUCACCAAUUAAGACCCCUUCUUCAAGGCCUUCUUUGGUGGUGAGAGCCCAACAGACAGGAGGUCCAAAGAGAAUUGAGCCAAUGGUGACGUAUAUAGAGCGUACACCUUGUAAUACUUCCGAGAAUGAGGGCGAGAUCAGGAUGUGGUUUGACAUGCCAGGGCUUGCAGCUGAAAACAUAGAAGUGGAAGUUGUAGAUGACUUGCUCAUCAUCUUAGGAAAUGGGGAUGUUGAUGCAUUUGGAAACAAGAUUUUUGAACCUUAUAAUAAUAGGGUUCAACUUCCCACUAAUACUGUCAAGGAAGAAAUUACAGCUGUGAUUAAAAAUGGUGUUCUCUAUAUUACUGUGCCUAAAAUUACCAAGUCAUCUGAGCCCAAAGUUCAACAUAUUCCCGUUAGAUCCAUUUAA